Drosophila takahashii is the source of this 1916-nucleotide messenger RNA. RefSeq lists its product as uncharacterized. Gene Ontology annotation, biological process: signal transduction; phosphatidylinositol phosphate biosynthetic process; inositol metabolic process. Lineage: Eukaryota; Metazoa; Arthropoda; Insecta; Diptera; Drosophilidae. The record is from RefSeq and is a predicted model, not a curated record. Gene Ontology annotation, molecular function: inositol monophosphate 1-phosphatase activity.
CUCGAUCUCGAUCAGAAUGGCCGACGACCAGCAUCCGCCUGCCAAGGAGCCGACCCAAAGUCCCUCACAGGAGACGACCAGGGAGCGGAAUGCGGCCACGAGAUUUGGUUUGGAGGACCACGAGGCCACGCAGCAGGAUGCCCGGGUGAACACACUGCGGCACGCGGAGGAGCGACGUGGCUCCAUGGCGCCUGCGCGCGCAAAUGAACCGCAUCGAGCACCAGGAGCACCGGGAGCUCCGGCAUCACCGAGUCCCAAGCCCGCUCCCACGCCAGCCAAGCCGUUGGAGGACAUUUCGUCCCGCAACUCCAUGAUACCAGGUGCCGCUGUGGCGCCAGAUCUUCCGCCAAAGCCACAGCGCUCCUCCGAUGCCGACGCCGAUGGGGAAUCCUCCGAGGUGGACAAGAAACCGGCUGGGAACCAGAAGAGGAAAUCGGAGAAGGUCGUAACGGAUUCAUCAUCAUCCUCGGACGAUGAGAUGUCGAAAAAGAAAACCGCGAGAACCGCUCCUGAACAAGCCGAUGAAUCACCUCCACCGCCAGAGCAACCUCAGCCGCAGCCGCAGCGGAAAUCCAUAGAUUUCGCGGAGGCAGAAGCCACGCCCAUCCCUGCGCCGCCGCCGCAGAGGCAGGAGGAUGUGCCAAUGCCGCCGCCCAUGAUGGCCUCCCUGCCCAACGAAGACAGCAAGGACGAUGUGCAGAGCCUGAACAGCAAGCUGACCAACACGGACAUCACCUUUCAUCCCUCGAAAGUGUUCGCCUCCAAGGGAACCAAUACCUCCGGCAUGAUCUAUUCGGACGAGGAGGAGGAGCAGCCGGCGGAGGAGGAAUUUCCCCCGCUGCCGGCUCAGUUCUCCGCCAGCGAUCUGGACACAUUGUUCCUGCUGGCCUGUCGCGAGGUGAGGAAGGCCGGCGCCAUCGCCCUGGCGGAGAACGAGAAGCAGCAGGAGUACACCACCAAGAAGCACACCAAUGACCUCGUCACUCCCGCCGACAAUAUUGUCGAGGAGAGCUUCAUCAAGGCCAUCAGUGCGAGGUUUCCCGAUCACAAUUUCAUUGCCGAGGAGCGCACUUCCAAGUCGGAGACCGGAAUGGUGACCCUGACGGAUGAGCCAACCUGGAUAAUCGAUCCCAUCGAUGGCACCAUGAACUAUGUCCACCACUUUCCGUACUACUGCAUCUCGGUGGCCUACAUGGUGAAUCGGGAGACCCAGUUCGGUAUUAUCUAUAAUCCUCCGAUGAAGAACAUGUACACGGCGCAGCGGGGAAAAGGGGCUCAGCUGAAUGGCGAGAUAAUAAGGACGACUGGCCAGGUCAACUUAUCCUCGGCGAUGGUCCUGCAGGAAUACAGCUCGGGCGGCAAUGAGACGCGCAACCUGAUAGCCCAAGAAAAUGCCCAGCGGCUGCUGAAGAAGACCCAUGCGAUGCGUUCCAUUGGAUCUUCUGCCAUGGGUUUGGCCAUGGUGGCCUCCGGAGUGGCGGAUGCCUACUACAACUUUGGAUUGCACGUUUGGGAUAUGGCGGCGGGAACUUUUAUAGUCAUCGAGGCGGGCGGAGUGGCAAUAGAUCCGGCUGGCGAGGAACUGGACAUAAUGUCCCGCAGAUGCCUGGCUGCCUCCACCGAGCAUUUGGCUUUGGAGCUGGGCAGCCACCUGGAGCAGAACUAUCCAUCGCCACGCGACGACGAACCGCGAUCCGUGAAUCCCAAUGAAUAUGGACCAGCUGCGGAGACCAGGGACUUUACCGGACAGACGGAUUUCCCCGAUACGGACACGCCGGAGACCACGGACACCGAAGUAGCCAACGAGAAGCCAGCGGCGACUGCCAACUGACCACCAGGAAGGCCGGCCUGAAUUUCCGUGUUUUUAGUUAUUUAAUAAAUUGACGAAAAUAACAUGGCCUUAAAAUUCAAAAGAA